This is a messenger RNA of Rhinolophus ferrumequinum (greater horseshoe bat), 1782 nucleotides long. RefSeq names its product galectin 9 (gene LGALS9). NCBI's taxonomy places the organism in Eukaryota, Metazoa, Chordata, Mammalia, Chiroptera, Rhinolophidae. Gene Ontology annotation, molecular function: galactoside binding; carbohydrate binding. The record is from RefSeq and is a predicted model, not a curated record. Gene Ontology annotation, biological process: positive regulation of gene expression; negative regulation of type II interferon production; negative regulation of CD4-positive, alpha-beta T cell proliferation. The transcript has 11 exons. Bases 185 to 1252 code for a protein of 355 amino acids. Gene Ontology annotation, cellular component: nucleus; cytosol.
ACCCCUUCUCUCCGCCUCCCCAUCCCAGCAUCCUACCUUUCUCUCUCUAGACCUAUUUCCUCUUGCUCCUGGCUCCUCCCCAUUGAAUAACUGCCAAAUUGCUUUGGUUUCUAUUUCUUUGUGAACUCCUCCCCACUGCCGACCCUGUGUGAAAAGCAGCGGUGACCACAGAGCUGGUGGAGAGAUGGCCUUCAGCAGCCCCCAGACUCCCUUCGUGAACCCGGUUGUCCCCUUCUUUGGGACCAUCCAAGGGGGCCUCCGGGAUGGACUUCAGAUCAAUGUCAGUGGGACUGUUAUUUUCUCCAGUGAUACCAGGUUUUCUGUGAACUUUCAGACCGGCCGCAGUGACUACGACAUUGCGUUCCACUUCAACCCUCGGUUUGAAGAGGGAGGGUACGUGGUGUGCAACACGAAGCAGAACGGAAGCUGGGGGCCUGAGGAGAGGAAGAUGCAAAUGCCCUUCCAGAGGGGGAGUCCGUUUGAGCUCUGCUUCCUGGUGCAGAGCUCCGAAUUCAAGGUGACAGUGAAUGGCAGCUUCUUCAUGCAGUACUCACACCGCGUGCCCUUCCACCGCGUGGACACCAUCUCCGUCGCCGGCAAUGUGAUGCUGUCCUACAUCAGCUUCCAGAACACCCGCGCAGCCCCAGUCCAGCCUGUCUUCUCCGGGGUGCAGUACUCCCAGGCUGCCCGUAUCCCACCCAAGCCCAAGGGGCGCAAACCAAAACCUCCAGGUUUUUGGCCGGCCGAUUCAGCUCCGAUUACUCAAACGGUCAUCCACACUGUGCAGAGCGUCCCUGGACAGGUGUUCCCUAAUCCUGUAAUCCCACCUGUGGUGUACCCCAACCCCACCUAUCCGAUGCCUUUCUUUACCUCCAUCCCGGGGGGGCUGUACCCCUCCAAGAACAUCAUCAUUUCGGGCAUCGUCAUGCCCAGCGCUCACAGGUUCCACAUCAACCUGCGCUCUGGGAGUGACAUCGCCUUCCAUCUGAACCCCCGUUUCGAUGAGAACGCCGUGGUCCGGAACACGCAGAUCAACAGCUCUUGGGGUUCCGAGGAGCGGGGCCUGCCGGGAAACAUGCCCUUCGGCCGAGGCCAGAGCUUUUCGGUGUGGAUCACGUGUGAAGGCCACUGCCUCAAGGUGGCCGUGAAUGCUCAGCACCUGUUUGAAUACUGCCAUCGCCUGAAGAACCUGUUUGCCAUCAACAGCCUGGAAGUGGCGGGUGACGUCCAGCUGACCCACGUGCAGACAUAGGCAGGAUCCGUGGCCUUGGGGACAGGGGCUGGGACAUGUUGCUGCCUGGAUCUGCUCAUCAGCUUUACCUUCCGGCUAUAGCUAGCCUGCAGUGGAGGAGGCAGCUGGCUGGGACUGCUUUCCUCAGUCAGGGCAGCACCUGGGGCUCCAGCCGCCCCAAUCCUACUAUCCAUGGACCGCGGCGGUCUGUGCAGGCUGAAGCCCCAUAUUCAGUCUCCUCGGCAGGAAGGGAGAGGGGUCCUGGGCCUUCCCAAGCUCCCAGCCCACGCCUAUCCCCAUCUAACUCUCAAGCCCAUUCCCAUCCCCCAUUCAAGUUCACCUCAGGCCCAAACCAUCAGCUGGUCACGCACAGGGGAGGCCGUCUCCUUUCUCCAAUCUUUAACCUCUCCUGCAUCCUGCGUCAACCCUUCUCCCGCUCCAGGAAAGCGACUGAUUAACACUUGCUGGUCUCCACCAACUGACAGAAACUUCCUCAGCCGGAGGCUCCCCCACUUUCCAGCGUCCUUCAAAUAAAGAGAGAAAGAAAAAUG